AUGGGUGCAACCGCGUUGUCGACGGGCCAUGACGGCGACGAGAGAGCUCUCGUAGCUUUCAAGGAAAAGAUUUCCGACCAUUCCGGGGUGCUGGCCUCCUGGAACCGGAGCAUCGGCCACUGCGCCUGGGAGGGUGUCACGUGCAGCGAGAGUCACAGGUCGAGGGUGGUCGCUCUGGACCUCCACUCCCAGGGGCUCUCCGGCACCAUCUCCCCUGCUAUCGGCAACCUCACGUUCCUCCGGACGCUCAACUUGAGCUUCAACCCCUUGUACGGCGAGAUCCCUCCCAGCAUCGGCUCCCUGCGACGCCUUGAGUACCUUGGCUUGCAAGGGAACAUGAUCACAGGUACAAUUCCAAGCAACAUCAGCCGCUGCACCAGCCUCUGGAGGAUGACCAUUGCUGACAACAAGGGGUUGCAAGGAAGCAUACCUUCUGAGAUUGGCCACAUGCAGUCCCUGGGUGUUGUACAGCUAUACAACAACAGCCUCACCGGGGUCAUCCCGUCGUCACUCGGGAACCUAUCCCAGGUGGUUAUCUUGUCCCUGGCAGCUAACCAUCUCGAGGGAUCAAUUCCCGAGGGCAUCGGGAACAAUCCGCGUCUCAGGUUCCUUCAGCUGGCCUUGAAUAACCUCUCAGAUUUGCUACCUCUUUCGCUGUACAACCAGUCAUCUCUCUUCGGAUUCUAUGUGACGGACAACAACCUGCACGGCCGUCUACCAGCCGACCUGGGAAGAAGCCUUCCAAACAUGCAACUGUUUGGAUUUGGGAACAACCAAUUCACUGGAGUCGUGCCCCCAUCAUUAACUAAUAUGUCCACACUCCAGGUGUUUGAUGUUCCAAAUAACGGAUUUAGUGGAGUUGUCCCUUCGUCAUUGGGCAGAUUGCAGCUGCAGCUGAUGAAUAUAGAACAGAACAGGUUCUCAGGGCAAUUGCCAACCUCAUUGUCUAACUUGUCCACCAACAUCCAGGAGCUAGAUAUUUUUAAUAACAAUAUAUCUGGCACUAUCCCAUCAGAUAUCGGAAAUUUGGUAGGUCUGGAGGUGCUCGUUCUUGGUGUCAACUUGCUCACUGGGAUCAUUCCUGAGAGCAUAGGAAAGCUUACACAAUUGCAGGAGCUAUAUCUGGGUUCCAACAACUUACAAGGAUCUAUCCCCUCUUCCAUCGGAAACCUCACAUAUCUGUCAAAGCUUGGUGCAGGCUUCAACAGCUUGGAGGGACUGAUUCCAUCAAGCAUUGGUAAAUUGACCAAACUUUCACAGUUGGACCUAUCGAGAAACCAUCUUACUGGCUCAAUUCCGAACGAAAUCAUGCAACUGCCAUCAAUCUCAAUAUCUUUGUCUUUGGCUCAUAACUUGUUGGAGGGACCUCUUCCUUCAGAAAUUGGCAAUUUGGUAAAUCUCAGACGGCUCCAUCUAUCAGGAAACCAAUUGUCUGGUAAUAUACCUGCUAGUAUUGGUGGCUGCAUAGUCCUGGAAACCCUCUUGAUGGAUGGCAAUUCAUUACAAGGAAACAUCCCUCCCAGUUUGAAGAACAUAAAAGGGCUUACUGUACUGAACUUGACGAACAACAAACUGAACGGCAGCAUCCCAGGAGACCUGAGCAAUAUUACCGGCUUACAGGAAUUGUAUCUUGCACAUAAUGAUCUAUCAGGAUCAAUCCCUGAACUCCUAGGUUAUUCAACAUCAUUGUUCCACCUCGACCUAUCAUUCAACAAUUUAGAAGGUGAAGUACCAAAGGGAGGAGUUUUCGGGAAUUUAACAGGACUAUCAAUUGUUGGAAACAAUGAAUUAUGUGGUGGAAUACCACAGCUUCAACUGCCAAAAUGUCCAACCUCCAAAGAAGGCUUGCCCAAGUCUCUGAGAAUAGCACUCCCUACAGCAGGAGAAAAUUUAAGGCAGGGUUGA
Molecule: messenger RNA, 1905 nt
Organism: Lolium perenne
Lineage: Eukaryota; Viridiplantae; Streptophyta; Magnoliopsida; Poales; Poaceae
Source: RefSeq, a predicted model, not a curated record